ACACAGGCCAGUCAGAGACUCCGAGAGACACCAAGAAACUGUUCAUAAUGUCACACAGAAAAGUUCAGACUAUCAAGAUACCCAGAGCAGCCAUCAGCUUUAAUCUCCUCAACCGAAUCUGUAAGCUGGUGGUGCUGCUCUGUAUCGUCCACAUUGUUGUCACUGUGAUUUUCUACAUCAUGUCUCUGGACAUCAGGACUACCUUUGUCCCGAACCAGCAGUCCAAUAAUGUGAACUUUUCAAGGCAUCUUAGAAACACAAGCUACGGCUAUAUUAAUCUGACUGAAGUGUUGGAAGAAGAGGAACAGCUGCAGGGUCACCCCAAAAAGGAUCCACUGCCCCGGAGAGAUAAACCGCUGGAGCAAUGUCCCGAAACUUCGCCACUGCUGAAGGGCCCUUUGGAAGUGGACCUUAACAAAUCAAUCACUCUGGAGGAAGUCAAAAAGGAAAACCCCAACUUGAUGACCGGCGGAUGUUUCCGACCCAAAGACUGUAAGGCGCAGCAGAAGGUGGCCAUCAUCAUCCCCUUCCGCAAUCGCGAGCAACACCUGAAGUACUGGCUGCACUACCUGCACCCCAUCCUGCAGCGGCAGCAGCUGGAGUACGGCGUCUACGUCAUCAAUCAGUAUGGUGAUGGCAUGUUCAACAAGGCCAGACUGAUGAACUCAGGCUUCAUGGAAGUGCAGAAGGAGUAUGACUACGAGUGCUUCGUCUUCAGUGAUGUGGACAUCAUCCCAAUGAACGACUACAACAUCCACAAGUGUUUCAGUCAACCUCGUCACAUCGCCGUGUUGGUGGACAAAUUUGGCUUCCAGUUACCGUAUACCUGGCUUGUUGGUGGCAUUAUCGCAAUGAGUAAGGAACAGUUCCAGAAGAUUAAUGGCUUUUCCAACAACUACUUUGGCUGGGGAGGAGAGGAUGACGACCUCUACAAGAGGAUUGUGGGUAAAGGCAUGUCCAUCUCCAGACCCAGCAGUGAGGAGGGAAAAUGUCGGAUGAUUCAACACAACAGAGAUCUACAGAAUCAGCCAAACCCAAACCGAUUUCACUAUCUCGCACGUGCCAGACAAGACAUGGACAAAGACGGCAUCAACUCAUUGUCCUACACAGUCAUAAAUGUCGACAGAAAUGAACUCUACACCAACAUCACAAUUGAUGUGGGGAAGCCUGAUGAUCAUGUAACCUGAGCAAAGAAAACAAAUCAGCAAAAACAAAAAUACUUCUUUUACAUUUGGAAAAGUUUUUGAUUUGAUGUGGAUCAGAACACAGGGUCCUACAGUGAAGUAAAAAUAGCCAGGCUGUCUUUGAGCAAAUCCUAAAGUCACAACUGGAGCUAUAGCACAUCCAGAAGGUCGUCACACUGCUUCACUUUUUACACAUUUUAUGUUACAGCCAGUGGUGGGC
Molecule: messenger RNA, 1404 nt
Organism: Thalassophryne amazonica
Lineage: Eukaryota; Metazoa; Chordata; Actinopteri; Batrachoidiformes; Batrachoididae
Product: beta-1,4-galactosyltransferase 1-like
Exons: 7
Coding region: 48-1187 (379 amino acids)
Biological process (GO): carbohydrate metabolic process; protein N-linked glycosylation
Molecular function (GO): cytoskeletal protein binding; beta-N-acetylglucosaminylglycopeptide beta-1,4-galactosyltransferase activity
Source: RefSeq, a predicted model, not a curated record